CCAAAUCAUGCGAAGCUCAAAAGCAAAUCGGGAGCGAGGUUGUUGACAUUCCCAAUUCACACAGCAACCGUCCCCAGCCCAAAGCACCGCAACGAAACAGCUAUCAGCAUACCAGAAGGCAAUACACAGUUUAAUCCUGAAAGAAUAGAAGAACAGAACCAAUUCGUAACCAAUCGUUUCAAACAACUGACUCAUCACCGCCCGACCCGUCCCCCAUCCCGAAGCUCUCUCCUCACUCCCAAAUUCUUCUUCAUUACAACCACCUCCAAACAAAACAUACCAAAGACACCCAAAAGCCAUAACAACCAAGCCAAAAUGUUUCGUUUCAGCAAAACCCUCGACCCAAUCACCCUCUUCCACGCGCCCACCCUGCAAGCCUCAACCCGCGCCCUAAACAUCCUCAAACAAGCCUCAGCAACAGCCUCCGAAACCGCAACGGAAGACCAAGCAAGCGACUAUGCCCGGCACGCUAAGGUGCAGCGCGGCGAGUUCGAGCUCGAAGUCACUACUUCUCCGCCGACGGUCGAUCAGCUGCGCAGUAUCCUCGACUACGUGUCGCCGGUUAGCGGUGCCGGUGGGCUCGGGGAGAAGAAUACUUAUGGGGUUGGGGAGUUGAUUAAGGGGGCUAGGGAUGCGGAGGAUGCGUUGAAGAAGUUCAAGGAGGAUAAUUCUAGUUUUGUGAGGCCGAUUACUGUUGAUUGGGUGAAUGGUCGGGCUGUCAUUGGUGACAAUGAGUCUGAGAUUCUGCGCAUGGUGCGUCAAUUGCCUGAGAAUUGA
This is a messenger RNA of Penicillium bovifimosum, 777 nucleotides long. RefSeq lists its product as uncharacterized. Gene Ontology annotation, molecular function: oxidoreductase activity. Lineage: Eukaryota; Fungi; Ascomycota; Eurotiomycetes; Eurotiales; Aspergillaceae. The annotation marks the transcript as partial. The record is from RefSeq and is a predicted model, not a curated record. The transcript has 4 exons. Gene Ontology annotation, cellular component: mitochondrion.